Messenger RNA from Cryphonectria parasitica EP155, 504 nucleotides. RefSeq lists its product as uncharacterized. The record is from RefSeq and is a predicted model, not a curated record. The coding region runs from base 1 to 504 and encodes 167 amino acids. Lineage: Eukaryota; Fungi; Ascomycota; Sordariomycetes; Diaporthales; Cryphonectriaceae. The transcript has a single exon.
AUGGUUCUCGUCCACCGUCCCAGAGCUCCCAGGGGCCCAGAAUCCCCUCCCAGAAUCAUCAAGUUCGCCCUCCACGCACCCACGUCAGCGGAUAAGCCUCCCACGCCCUGGAUGGAAUUCGACUACCACUUCGCCUCCCCUCUCCCUCAUCACGACGACGACGACGACAACAACAACAACGCCACCACGACGGGAAUAGUAAGCCUAGCCUAUACCAUUCGCUGCGACGUCUCGACCGUCAAAAUGGCCACUCUCCUCGCCGAGUUCAAACAGCGACACGCCCUGUACCCGAUGGAAGGCACAGCGGCGACGGGGAUGACAGAGGAGAUGAGGAGGGAGCACAAUGAGGUCGCCUGGGCCUUGACAGCGCUGAAUCCAAUACUGCGGGGCCGAGAUCCUCAAAAGCCUGACCUGCUUCGUCGAGCGGUUGAGUGCUGGAUGGUCGUCAGGGAGGACGUGGAGCGGGUCAAGGCGGUUGUGGCCUCAUCGAGCCACUCCGAAUAG